This is a messenger RNA of Benincasa hispida (wax gourd), 2698 nucleotides long. Its product is annotated as KH domain-containing protein. Lineage: Eukaryota; Viridiplantae; Streptophyta; Magnoliopsida; Cucurbitales; Cucurbitaceae. Gene Ontology annotation, molecular function: RNA binding. The record is from RefSeq and is a predicted model, not a curated record.
UUUCUUCCCUCUAUAUAACACGUAACGGCCACAUCUUCGUGUCAUAUCCUUCCUUUCUCUCACUCUCAUCUCAUCUGAACCCUAGCUUCGAUCUCCCUCACCAACGAGGGCUUUUGGACCACCAACACUACUUCGGUACGCUUUUCUUGGUCACCACCAUGGCGGAGGAAGUCGUUGUAGCUACCGGAGCGGCGAGCCCCGAGCCCUUGGAUCACAAGCGCAAGCUUGCAGAUUUGGACAACGAACGCACUGAAGCCCCCGAGGAGAACCAUGCCGAGCCCAAUGAAGAGUCUGCUGCUCCCGAUACCACCGACGUUGCCACUUCUGACGAAUCGGAGGCCAAGCGCCCUCGGCUCGACGGGAAGCUCGAGGAGAAUGCUAGUGAGAAUGGGCAUCAAGAAAAUAAGCAAGAAGAGCUGGUGGAUAAGGAAGACAAUAAACAAUCAUCUGAAGAGGAACAGCCUGCUUCAGUGGAGGAGGUACCUGAAAAAGAGGAAACGGAACAACUUGCUGCAGAGCCUCAUGAAGCAGGUGAUGCUCAGGAUUCUGCUGUUGAGAUCUCUCAGGAGGACAAAUCUGAAGAACUCUACAAGGAGGAAAGUCAGCCUGCGGAAGUGAAGGCUGAACUGCCAGUGCAGGAAGAGGAUGUUUCUAAUGCUGAGCAAGAUCAGCCUCCAUCGGAGGCCGAAACAACUACCUAUAAAAUGGAAGUUCCUAAUAGUAAGGUAGGUGUUCUCAUUGGCAAGGCUGGGGAUACGAUUCGAUACUUGCAGUACAAUUCUGGUGCGAAGAUUCAAAUCAUGAGGGAUGCUGAAGCGGAUCCCAAUCGUUUAACUAGACCUGUAGAAAUAAUUGGAACUUCAGAAAAUAUAAAGAAGGCAGAGGAGUUGAUCAAUGCUGUGAUUGCAGAGGCUGAUGCUGGUGGAUCUCCAUCCCUUAUAGCCAGAGGCCUUACUUCUUCGCAUUCUAUAGCAACUGCUGAACAGAUUCAGUUACAAGUUCCAAAUGAAAAGGUUGGUUUAAUUAUUGGAAGAGGUGGGGAGACUAUUAAAAGUCUGCAGACCCGAUCUGGUGCACGUAUACAGUUGAUACCCCAAAAUCUUCCAGAAGGAGAUGAAUCCAAGGAAAGGACUAUAAGAAUAACUGGUGAUAAGAAGCAGAUUGAAAUUGCUACAGACAUGAUAAAGGAAGUUAUGAAUCAGACUGUGAGGCCUUCAUCGCACUCCACUGGUUUUAACCAACAGGCUUACCGGCCCCGUGGACCUGGUGGUCCAACUCAAUGGGGUCAACGGGGUCCUCAUCCUUCACAUCCAGCAGCAUAUGAUUACCCACACAGAGGGCCUUAUCCAUCUCAUAAUACUCAGUAUCAGCAUCAUCCUGGCUUUGGAAACUAUCCCCAACAAAUGGGCGGUCCUCGAAGCAGCUAUAGUUCUGGUUGGGAGCAAAGGCCACCCCCCAGCAUGCAGGGGCCACCACCAAGUUCGGGUGGUUACGACUACUAUGGUCAAAGAAGCCACUAUUCAGAUGCUCCACCUUCUCAUUUUCCCGGUGCUAUGCCUGCACAUGCUCCUGGCCCUUCUCCCGCCCCGGCUCUCGGUCCACCACAAUCCCAGUCCGGUUACAACUAUAGUCAGCAACAAAGUCAAGGUUAUGGACAUGCUGCGCCUUAUUCUCAGGCAGCUCCACAUCAGAGCUACGGCCAUGGAUACGAACAGAAGUAUGACCAUCAUGCUUCAGUGCAGAAUCCAUAUGGUGGACAUGGGAAUGCUCAACAACAUUAUCCACAGGCUGGUGCUCAACAGGUUUACCCUGGACAACAACAGUAUGAUAAUAAGCCUCCAUCAUAUGGUGUUCCAGCACAAGGACCACCUCCUCAGUCUUAUGGUGCUCCUCGGGUUGGUCAGCCUGCAGAGCCUUAUCAAGGUGGCUCCGCCCCAGCUUCAUAUGGACAAAAUAUGCAACCUCAACAGACAUAUCCAUACCCAACUGGUGGUUCUACCCAGCAGUAUCCUCCCUAUGGCACUGUACCAAGCACGGACGGUUACAAUCAGGCGCCUGCUGCUUCUGCCACUGCCGGUUACUCGCAGCAGUAUGGUCAACCUGGUGUGCAGCAACCAUCUGCUUAUGGACAACAAGUGGCUCCCGCUGCGGCAUAUGGGCAGUAUCCAACCUCCCAGCAGGGUUAUCCAGAGCAGGCUGCUGCAAAUGCUGCUGCUGGGUAUGCUGCAUACCAAGCACCUCAGGAUCCCACAGCAUAUAGCGGAGCCACAGCAGCUGCAGCAGCUGCUUAUACCGCUCCAGCCAGUGGGCAGCCAGGUUAUACUCAACAGAUGGCGACUCAGCCAACCUAUGAUCAGUCAAUUCCGCAAUCAGGUGGGUACGGAACUGUGCCUUCAAGUGCUCCUGUAGGUUACGGGAAGAGCGUGUCACCACAGCCACAACCUGGGUAUCCGCAGUAUGAUUCUACUCAAGUUUAUGGGGCAAAUCGUUAAAAAUUUUGAUAAACUAGGUUUAGGGUCGUUGGUUAAGGAAGGAGUGUAGUAGGGGAGGGUGUUACUAUAUUGAAGUGUUGUUGAACUUGUUGAAUCCGCUGUUGUAGGGAACAUCAUCUGUUGUAUUUGCAUUGCUUAUCGACCAAGUUAUUAAAAGAACGUUUCGGUUUUUAUAGUAACAUGAAAGUAAGCACCUUGUUCAUUAA